Rotaria socialis is the source of this 1542-nucleotide messenger RNA. The record is from the annotation of a GenBank genome assembly. Lineage: Eukaryota; Metazoa; Rotifera; Eurotatoria; Philodinida; Philodinidae.
AUGAAUGCAUCUUGUGUGAUGAAUACACCAAGAGGCUUACCAGGAGCUGAUCAACCAGUGGGUAAAAACAAAGAACUUGAACGGUCAACCAACGUCGAUGCUAACGGGGACCGCACUCCCAAACGAACGGAAGAGCAUAUAGUGUCUCCUAGGUUAGCAGAAAAAGAUAAAAGCGUUGCAGCAGGAUCACAGGUGUCAAAUGCGAGGAGUCAAGAAGCAUUAUCAUCUUCAUUGAGCAUAGAUCAUGUGCCAGAUCAAGUACGGACACUGAAUUCAUACCCAAGUGAAACAUUUGGUGUUGAGGAACAUAUUUCGAAAGAAAUACGCGAUCUAUUCCAACAUCUCAAAUACGAACUCCCAAUUAUGAACAAACGUGGUCCAAUGAGCGGCAACUGCGUUUCUGAGACUGACCAAAUGGAGAAUUUCCUUAAGCAAAAUUUCGGUUUUAAUAAUACAAACGAUUACAUCGUAUCUGGUGUACGAUCAUUUCAGAUACGUAGAUUUCUGUCCGACGUGGAUUCUCGUCAAAUAAUUUAUUUCCCUAGAGAGCACCAGAGUGCAUUCACCAUGACUGUAUCUGAAAUCAAAAAGUGGCAAAGUUCCUAUGCUGUCUACGCUGAUCAAAAUGUCCGAGGUAUGGACAAAGCCUUUCUUCAGAAAGCUCUUCGUGGAAAAAGUGGUGAUGGUGAUGAAGCUUUUCGCAUGAAAUUCGUCGUGCGUAUUUCCGAUUGUCCUAUUCUCAUGAAAUUCGAUGCGAGGAUAUUGCGUCGUUCACUCGGAGAACAAUGGCCACAUCUUAUUAAACUCGUUUCCGUAACCGGCGUUGACUUUGCUGGGCGAAAACACGAUGUCAAUGAUGUCACCACCUACAUCAAGAAUUGGCAAGAAGUCUUCGAACUCGACCCGAAGACAGGUAAGCCAGCAGUGUUUCACGGAAGGGAUUUUUAUCCUGUGAGGCAUCACCCUCAAGCCAUGUUAGACGAAGAGCGUCUACUCCGAGACCUUGCUCGUAUGGUCAGACUCAGAUUACAAGCUUGCGAUCAGGAAGGAGUAGAAAUUGUAGUUGAGACAGGAAUUGGCCUCGGUGUAUUCGCUGGCAAGCACAUUGGAAUUGAUGGUCAAGUACGAAGGCUGUCUGCCAUUGCUAUUCGACACGUAGUGCAAAAUUAUUCGACGACGUUUAAAAAUAUUCGUGCUAUUGUGUUAGCCUUACCAAUCUUCACUGGAAUCAGGGAUGGUCGGCGCCUUCCCGACACGUAUGAUUAUUUUGUCGCGGAAUUUCGCAUGAGUCAAUACUCUGGACAUAUACCUCUGCUUAUCAUUGAUCAGGAUAUGCAUGAAUUAACAGUUGCCAUUGCACUUAGAGGUUAUCGUGUUUCUCAACUGAAUCCAGCUGAUUCGCAUGGUGUUUUUGGUGAAUAUUGGCAAAACCAUGGACCUGCAGUUGAAGAGAAACUUGCACUAACAACGGUUGGUUUACUCGUACAACAUCAUCUCAUCAAUCCGGCUGUUCUUGAUGAGAAUCGAUAUCACAUAAUAUGA